Molecule: messenger RNA, 2919 nt
Organism: Nerophis lumbriciformis (worm pipefish)
Lineage: Eukaryota; Metazoa; Chordata; Actinopteri; Syngnathiformes; Syngnathidae
Product: AN1-type zinc finger protein 5
Molecular function (GO): DNA binding; zinc ion binding
Source: RefSeq, a predicted model, not a curated record
CUUUGCACUUUUUUGCUGUGUUGCUUCAGGAUGACGUCAUGCUCGUUGUGUCGAAUGUCGGCAGGGUAGGAGGCCGCUCUGCGCUCAUCCGGACCACAAAACUUCUCCACAGCACCGAAAAGGUCGUCGAUAGCCUACCGGUAAAGUGACGCUCAGGAAAAUCCUCUCCCAUCCCCCCUUACCCUCUCUGUUGGAGCAUGGCUCAGGAGACCAAUCAGACCCAGGUGCCGAUGCUUUGCGCUAUGGGAUGCGGUUUCUACGGUAACCCGCGCACCAACGGCAUGUGCUCGGUCUGCUACAAGGAACAUCUACAGAGACAACAGGGAGGGGGGAGAUCGAGUCCCCUGGGGGAGAAAGCUGCUACAUCACCUGCGGGAAUGCCAGAAUCCUCCCACAUCAUGGCAGAGAGCUCAGACCCUCCACCCACCACGGAAGCAGCCCGGACCUCGCCUGAGGAACCAACAACAUCCAGUGUCAGUCCCAGCUCUGCCAGCCCAGUAACUCAACAGAUGACGGCCAUGAGUAUUUCCCAGGACUCAGGAGCCGUCGACUCGGAUCGAGCAGAGGCCGAGGACGCUGAAGACGAGGGGCCAUCCAGCACUUCGGAGCCAGCAGAAGAAGCUGCGCAGGCCUCUGAUGGUGAGCAAACGCCUGACAAAAACAAGAAAAAGAACCGCUGCUUUUCGUGCCGGAAGAAAGUUGGCCUCACCGGUUUCGACUGUCGCUGUGGCAACCUGUUUUGUGCCAUCCACCGUUACUCCGACAAACAUGACUGUCCCUACGAUUACCGGAGCGCGGCGGCGGCCCGCAUACGCAAGGAGAACCCCAUCGUGGUGGCCGAGAAAAUCCAGAAGUUAUGAAGACUUGGAGUACGACAAAAAAGAAAGAACACACGCAGUCUUUUUUUUUUUUCUUUUUUUUUUUUUUGACAAGUAACAAGAAUGGUGACACCUGAUUAUCAUGGCUUCAUUUGUUCAUCUUAAAAGAAAAAGUGUGGGGGGGCCAGGAGUGAUGCAGUCGCAGCCACUGUCCAGACGCUUCCCUUACUAGCAUCCCUUUUCUCCACUAGUGACUGUGUGCAGAUGAGUGUUUUCUGAAUGACUGUGUGCGUGGAGACAGAAGCAGGUGGACUUGCUGUGGGGAGCCAAGGCAUUUUUAGUGUUCUCAUAAAAUCCCUGUGAGGGCGCUGAUGAGGUCAAUUUAGAAACAUUUAACACCUGAGAGGGAGAUGUCAUCCAUCCCAUCAGCGAGACCUUUUUAAGGGCUUCAGGUUCCUUUUUCUCCUGCAGUCAAAAUGAUGUCAACUUGUGAAAUUGACCCCAGCCCCUCCCAUCACCGCACACCUCCUCAAUUGGGUUCGCCACACUUUGGACUUUCCUCAAGCAUUUUCCAGGCAAUGUUCACUCUUUGGUAUAAUGACUUAUCCCGGGUGCAUGAACAGUUAUUGGAUGGGGUGGGGGGUAACAGAGUGAUUGAAUAUGUAUGUUUCCCCCCCUCCCCUGUUUUAAUGAGCGUAUGACUUCAGAAGAUCUAUAUUAAUAUAUUGUAGUUAGCUCGUGUGAUUGCAUUCUAUUUAUUUUUUAUUGUUUUGGUGGGUUCCGCUGGAAAAUUGUGGCGGCAUGUGUCGGCAAAUCAUGAGGUUUGCACUCGUUUUUAAACCGAAUACCAUCAUGAUUAUACAUAGCCGUUGUAGAAGCGCGGAGGUGUGAUACGCAAGCUUGUGAGGAUUUGGGAAACGAAGCACAACAAACCGCGUGUUGCACCGGCUCAGUUUUGUUCAGCAUCUGGGUCAUUUUCUACUUCAUCCUUACAGGUAGGGCUGUCUCGAACGGCUUCUUGUUUUGUGUGAAGCUCCAAAGCACCAGCAGACCGCUGACACAUGCUGAAUGAAAACUGACCUCGGUCGACGCAGUCAAUUCAGAUUGUUGCUGUUGUCGCUUCUUGAAAACAUUUUGAAAUUAUUAUGCAUGUGUGCCGCCUGACGUGAGCUAUACUGAAGAAGUUGCACGGCUGCAACAUAGAGGUCCAAUCCCAUCAGUUUCCCGUCACGUGUACAUAACAUACGGCUCAGACAAUAAAAGGGUUUCAAGUGAUGAUUGGUGUGUAAAAGUGCUUUGCAUAACUCAAAUGUUCACAUUUACUGCCGCUUUCGCCCCAAAGUGACUCCAAAAUGAUCGAAAUAAUCCCACUUAGUGUUAUGACCAUGUAUUUGUAGCAUAGUGAUACUGCCCACUUGAGAUCAUAUUUCCUGUAUCAAAAUGCAUUUUUCCAGCAAGUCAACAGAGGAUGUUUUAGGGGACCAGCUAAAUCUACUGCUGUUGAGGAAUUGGCCUUUUAUGUUGAUGGGACAAUUUGGAAUAACAGUUCAAUACAAUGCAGAUUUGGUGGGUGUGUUCUCUUGACUGCUCAUAUUAACCCCCUUUAAAAAAAUAUAUACAUAUAAAAGUUGUUUGAAUGUAAACCGCCGCGAUUUAUACAGUAAACUACAAUAUUGUGUAUUUAAUCAUACUAAGGAAGCCCUGAUAUUGACCAGGUCUGAGCGGGAAUGGAAACCCGUUUUUUUUUUUUAGUUUUUUUUUUACCUGAGCUCUUGUACUGACUGUUAGGCUUUUCCAAUAUGAAUUUCCGUCUCUGUUCCUUUUGUAAUAGAUGAAAUCAUCAUGCAGUGCUAUAAUUGAUGAUGACAAUGGCAAAGCUGAUGACUGAAGAUACAGGAAGACAAGUUGAUUUAUUUUGGAAAUCUUCAAUAUCCACAACAAGCAGUAGUUUUUCUCAUCCCAUCGGCACUCCAGACCACCCCUUUCCCCCUCCAGAAAUACCACCAGAUAUAAUUUUUAUUUUAUUUUACUUUUCAAGAUUUUAGAAUUGUAUGACAUGUUUAAAAGUACAAAAACCAAUAAAAUCACAAAGUUUAUUUUA